AUGCUUCGUCGCCGCCAAUCCACGUCCAACGAGGACGAACGUCCGCAAAAAAUACUGAGAAAGACGACGUCGGUCGACGACAAACUCCAUCGACGCGGAAGCAGCACAGACACCGAUUCGUACGACGAGCUCAGGACGCCAACGCAUCCACCCAUCAUCGACGACGGUGCUCGUGACGCUGAGGGAGAUCAGAAGGAGAAUAUUGACGAGAUUAACGGCCAAGAACGCGUUACACGCCCUACGAGACCGCUGCCCGCACGAAAGAUGGCUGCACCCUCUCAGAACUCGACAAACACGAUGAACAAUCCAUCCAUGGUACCUGUACAAGCUACAGUUCCCCGUACACCCACAGCGAAAGCGAAUACGAGGCGAUUGAUCGUAGUCCUCGAGCAAGCCUGCCUUGAGGCAUACAGAGUCUCGACUCCAUCGAGCUCGAGCUCACGAAAGACGGGAAAAUCUGGUGCUAGCAAAGAGGUCAAGUAUACGCUCCUCAACUGCGACGAUCAUCAAGGCAUCCUCGCGAAAACUGGCAGGGACAUUGCAGAUGCUCGACCUGAUAUUACCCAUCAGUGUCUCCUUACCCUCCUCGAUUCACCGCUGAAUAAGGCGGGGCUUUUACAGGUUUACAUUCAUACUGCAAAAGGCGUCCUUAUCGAAGUUAAUCCUGGCGUACGAAUUCCUCGUACGUUUAAGCGAUUCUCUGGGCUUAUGGUGCAAUUGCUCCAUAAGCUGUCUAUCAGAGGUAUAAACGGUCCAGAGAAACUGCUACAAGUGAUCAAGAAUCCAAUCACGGAUCAUCUUCCACCCAAUACGAUCAAGCUCACUCUCUCUGCCGACGUCCCGACAGUUCGUCUCUCCCAGUACCUGCCAACCCUGCCAGAGACGCAUUCUAUCGCCGUCUUUGUCGGCGCAAUGGCAAGAGGACGGGAUGAUUUCGCAGACGGCAUUGUCGACGAAAAAAUCUCCAUUAGCAACUAUACGCUCUCAGCCUCUGUCGCUUGCGGAAAGUUCUGCUGUGCCCUCGAGGAGCUUUGGGGCGUAGUCUAG
Serendipita indica DSM 11827 is the source of this 1047-nucleotide messenger RNA. Lineage: Eukaryota; Fungi; Basidiomycota; Agaricomycetes; Sebacinales; Serendipitaceae. The record is from the annotation of a GenBank genome assembly.